Messenger RNA from Oncorhynchus keta (chum salmon), 9712 nucleotides. RefSeq names its product membrane-associated phosphatidylinositol transfer protein 2-like. Bases 760 to 4797 code for a protein of 1345 amino acids. The record is from RefSeq and is a predicted model, not a curated record. Gene Ontology annotation, biological process: phospholipid transport. Lineage: Eukaryota; Metazoa; Chordata; Actinopteri; Salmoniformes; Salmonidae. The transcript is spliced from 25 exons. Gene Ontology annotation, molecular function: phosphatidylinositol transfer activity; phosphatidylcholine binding; phosphatidylcholine intramembrane carrier activity. Gene Ontology annotation, cellular component: cytoplasm.
GGGGCGCAUUCCAUUUGGCCUGAGCGCGAGAAGGAAGCAAAUUCAUAGAUGUGGUUCACGUUCACGUAUGCAGCAAACAAGACUGGAGGCAACCCUCAGAAGCUCAGGAUUGCGAGUAUCUUCACCAUAUUGUCGCAAUACUCUUGAUUCAAGUGGAUUUACGGACUUCGGUUUUACCGGUGUUUGAAUCCAGAGCGUAUUUUUCGGUUGAGCGUUAACUGAAGUGAUGAAGGCAACUCGCGCGUGAAUUACUACUGGAAACAAUAACGUUUUAGUAGACUACAUGGAUUUUCCGUCGGUUGUCAAUACUUGACCCCGCUUUUUAUCGGUUUACUACCAUACAGUUUGGGGCCAACGUAGUUAUUUGUUCAAGGAAAUGUGAGCUCAAGAAAGAUGAUGACCUGAGGCUGUCCCUAAUUCCUGUUUACAUGAAGUAGUUCAACUAUCAAACGUCCUCAAGACAGCGGAAAGGAAACGGACUAAAUUAAUUGUUGGCUACAUUGUAACAUUUCAAGCUGGCAAGUAAUGCCACUUUUUAUGUUCUAUGUCUGCUGAGUAUUCCACAGAGGAACCAAAACGCGCUCGUGACCGAGAGGGAACGGCCAAUUAACUUUGAUUUUGGGCACCAUCGAUGAGGACGCAGCAGUGAACUGACGAGUCACACAUAGAAACCCCCCAGUCCCUCCCACCACCAGCCCCCUCCCCUCCCUCUGUCCCUCUCCCCUAUUCCUGGCCCCUCUCCCCCACCCCAGACUCACCAUGCUGAUCAAGGAGUACCGGAUCCCAAUGCCAAUGAGCGUGGACGAGUACCGCAUCGCCCAGCUCUACAUGAUCCAGAAAAAGAGUCGGGAUGAGACCUGUGGCGAGGGCAGCGGAGUGGAGAUCUUGGAGAACAAGCCGUAUGAGAACGGCCCAGGAGGAGUCGGCCAGUACACCCACAAGGUUUACCACAUCGGCAUGCACAUCCCCAGCUGGUUCCGCUCCAUCCUGCCCAAGGCAGCGCUCCGGGUAGAGGAGGAGUCCUGGAACGCCUACCCCUACACCCGCACAAGAUAUACAUGUCCCUUCGUUGAGAAGUUCUCCAUUGACAUUGAGACGUACUACAAGCCAGACACAGGAAACCAGCCAGACGUCUUCAACAUGUCCCCAGCCGAGAAGAGGCUAAGGACUCUGGACCCCAUAGACAUUGUCAAAGAUCCCAUCACUCCACAUGAGUACUUGCAAGAGGAGGACCCUCGGAUCUACACGUCAGACAAGACCAAGAGAGGGCCUCUGCAGGAGGACUGGAUCGAGGAGUACAACAACAACCCAGGGAAGACGCCCAUCAUGUGUGCUUACAAACUGUGCAAAGUGGAAUUCCGCUACUGGGGUAUGCAGUCCAAGAUUGAGCGCUUCAUCCAUGAUGUAGGGCUGAGGAAGGUGAUGGUGCGGGCCCACCGGCAGGCUUGGUGCUGGCAGGACGAGUGGUAUGGCCUGACCAUCGAGGACAUCAGGCAGCUGGAGCUGGAGACCCAGUUGGCCCUGGCCCAGAAGAUGGCCCAUUUCAGCCAGACAGAGGAGGCCACCGAGGCCAAUGGAGCUGUUUCAUCCCCAGACAAGAAUCAGGAGGUCAAGGAUACCAUCAACUCUUUAGAAGCUGAGGAGGUGGUCAGUGCAGGGGGCGGGGGAGACACUCUCCAAACAAAACGAGCAGGGCUCACAAAGCAGUGGUCCACCUCCUCCAGAUCCUCCCACUCAUCCAAGAGAGGAGCGAGCCCGUCACGCCACAGCCUCUCUGAAUGGAGGAUGCAGAGCAUUGCACGAGACUCUGAGGACAGCUCAGAGGAGGAGUUCUUUGAUGCUCAUGAGGACUUGUCAGGUGAUGAAGAGGUCUUUCCCAAGGAGAUUGCCAAGUGGAACUCUAACGACCUCAUGGACAAGAUUGAGUCGGCUGAUGCAGAAGACACCCCUGGAGAGCUAUACAAGGACAUGGCAGGGGACUAUGAAAGGGAGGCCGGUGAUGAGAGACCAGAUGAGGACCUCUCCUCUCAGCAGUGUCUGCAGCCUUCUAAGAUCCACGUGCUGAUCCUGGUGCUACAUGGAGGCAACAUCCUGGACACAGGAGGAGGGGACCAGACCAGUAAGCAGGGCGAUGUCAACACCAUCAGCACUGCCUUUGACACAGUGAUGCGCUUGCACUAUCCCACCGCGCUGGGACGAAUCGCCAUCCGCCUGGUGCCCUGCCCUGCCAUCUGUGCUGAGGCCUUCUCCCUGGUGUCCAAUCUGAGCCCGUACAGCUAUGAUGAGAGCUGUCUGUCAAGCAGUCAGGACCACAUCCCCCUGGCUGCCCUGCCUCUCCUGGCCACCUCCACCCCCCAGUACCAGGAGGCUGUGGCCACCGUCAUCAUGAGAGCCAACCAGGUGUACAACGACUUCAUCAGGUCCCUGGAUGGGACAACCUUCUCUGGCCAGGUGUGCUUGAUUGGGGACUGCGUGGGAGGGAUCUUGGGGUUUGACGCCUUGUGUAUCAGCAGCCAGACUAUUGGUGAGAGCCAGAACAGCAGCCGCAGGGGAAGUGUAAUCAGCGUACAGGACCAGGACCUCCUCUCUCCAGGGAUCAUCAUCAACAGUGGGUAUGGCUCUGCCUCUCCCACCCUGGAGAGCAGCCGCCACCUGAGCCGCAGCAACAUUGACAUCCCCCGCGCAGGAGGGCCAGAUGACCCCAAGAGACCGCUGCCCCGCAAGACGAGCGACUCCUCCACAUAUGAGUUGGACACCAUCAAACACCACCAGGCCUUCCUGACUAGCCUCCACUCCAGUGUUCUGCGGCCCGACCCGUCCUCACGCAGGUCCAGCAGCAGCACCUUUCAGGAUGCAGGCUCUCUGGGGAAGUUUGAAUUUGAGGUGGCAGACUUCUUCCUCUUUGGCUCUCCUCUGGGCCUUGUCCUCGCCCUGAGGAAGACUGUCAUUCCUGUGCUGGACGUGGCCCAGCUGCGCCCUGCCUGUCAGCAGGUCUACAACCUGUUCCACCCAGCCGACCCCUUGGCCUCGCGCCUGGAGCCCCUCCUGGAGAAGAAGUUCCACCUCCUGCCACCUUUCAAUGUUCCCCGCUACACACGCUUCCCCCUGGGGGACGGCAACUCCGCUCUACUGGUGGAGACAGUCCAGAGCAACCCUCAGCUCCUGCUCGAUACUGGGCCCCCCCUCUCUUUCCGCUGUCAGGAGCCCAUCAGCGAGACCUGCAUCCCUGUGCCGGUGCUAAACUGGCAGGAGGGCUCCCUCAAGGCCACACCUGCUGUUCUGGAGUCGGAUUUUGUUCAGUCUCAUGGUGGUGUCUUCAUGGACAGUUCGUACCCCUCCUCCCCCGUUACGGGCCCCCACUGCCGGGGCCUGCGGAGGGCCAGUGAGGUCAGCAUUGCCAGCCAGGUCUCAGGAAUGGCAGACAGUUACACUGCCACCAACAUAGCCAACAUCGCAGCUCGUUGGUGGGGCACCAAGCGCGUGGACUUUGCCUUGUACUGCCCUGAUGCACUGACAGCCUUCCCCACAGUGGCACUACCGCACCUCUUCCAUGCAUCCUACUGGGAGUCCACUGAUGUAGUGUCCUUCCUGCUGCGACAGGUUAUGAGACAUGAAAACUCCAGCAUACUGGAGCUGGAUGGUAAGGAGGUGUCAGAGUUCACUCCAUCUAAACCCCGGGAGAAGUGGCUCAGGAAGAGAACCCACGUCAAGAUCAGGAAUGUGACAGCCAAUCAUCGUGUAAACGAUGCAGUGUUCACAGAAGGUGGGCUGCAGAUCGUGACUGGCCGCUUCAUGUACGGACCUCUGGACAUGGUCACACUGACUGGGGAGAAGGUGGACAUCCACAUCAUGACCCAGCCCCCGUCUGGAGACUGGGUGUACUUUGACACGGAGCUGACCAACAGCGGUGGCCGUGUGUCCUUCAUCAUCCCAGAGAGCAAACGGCUGGGGGUUGGUGUCUAUCCGGCCAAACUGGUGGUCAGGGGGGAUCACACAUUUGCAGACAGCUACCUGACAGUGCUUCCCCAUGGGACAGAGUUUGUUGUGUUCAGUAUAGACGGCUCAUUCGCUGCCAGCGUGUCCAUCAUGGGGAGCGAUCCCAAAGUUCGAGCCGGAGCAGUCGAUGUGGUCAGGCACUGGCAGGACCUGGGCUAUUUGAUCGUCUAUGUGACGGGGCGUCCAGACAUGCAGAAGCAGAGAGUGGUGGCCUGGCUGUCUCAGCAUAACUUCCCCCAUGGCAUCGUCUCCUUCUGUGAUGGCCUGGUCCACGACCCACUCAGACACAAAGCCAACUUCCUCAAGUCACUCAUGGAGGCUCACAUGAAGAUCUUUGCUUGUUAUGGUUCUACCAAAGACAUCGCGGUCUACACCUCCAUCGGACUCUCUCCCUCCCAGAUCUACAUCAUUGGCCGAUCCUCCAAGAAGAUGCAAGCUCAGUGCCAGUUCAUUACAGAGGGCUAUGCGACCCACCUCUCUCAGCUGGAGUAUAACCAGCGCUCUCGGCCAGCAAAGACUAGCAGUGCCCGCAUGGUCCUACGGAAAGGCAGCUUUGGUCUGGGUGCAAAAAGCGACUUCCUACGGAAGCGGAACCAGCUGCUGCGCACCAUCUCCGCCCAGCCGGCCUCCAGCUUGCCCAGCGGCAGUGGCCACAGUAGACCAGAGCGCACACAGAGCCAGUCAGACAGCCACAGCCAGCAUGGCCCUGGACCAGCCCAGCGCAGCAUGAGCAUUACAGCAGGCUGCUGGGGCCGCAGUGGCAGCACCAAGCUGGAGCCUGGGGUGUUCGACCCAAAGUAGGAGGAUGAAAUUGAGCAAGGACAAAGGUGAUGAGGAAAGGGAAAAGCUGCAGAAAGAGAAAUUCAAGAAAUUAAGAUUGAGAUGACCAGAGAAUAAUUUAAAGACAGGGGAGAGUGAGAUGCUGGUCGUAGGCUUUCAAAGCUCUAAAUACAGAGACAGGAAGAAGAAUGAGAGAAUACAUGCGGUAAACAGGUCAAUGGAACUUGGGGAAAGCGCAAGCUGAUCGAACAAAGUAGAUAUUUGGAAAAUCCAUCAGGAUUGAUGUAUUCUAACAGGCCCACAAUGUGGUUACUAAAAUCCGAUUUGGAUAUAUUUGGCUGUUUUCGCUGCAUAAUAUAUAAAUAUCUGAUAAAUGCUAACUCUGGUUCAAAUAUAUGGUAGUAAAGCCAGCCAUAUGGAAAUCGUUGGUGGUAAUUGAAGCCGUUUUUAAGUGUAAUGCUUGGUGACGAUGACAUAACAAUGUAUUGGGGUUGACAUCCAUAGAAGCUUUAUACUCCAAAUUAUAAACUCGGUGGUUUGAGCCCUGAAUGCUGAUUGGCUAACAACCUUGGUAUAUUUAACCUUUAUUUAACUAGGCAAGUCAGUUAAGAACAAAUUCUUAUUUACAAUGACGGCCUAGGAAAGGUGGGUUAAUUGCCUUGUUCAGGGGCAGAACGACUGAAUUUUACCUUGUCAGCUCAGAGAUUCGAUCUAGCAACGUUUCGGUUACUGGCCCAACGCUCUAACCACUAGGCUACCUGUGGCCCCGGUAUAUCAGACCGUAUACCACGGGUAAGACAAAAUAUUUAUUUUAACUGCUCUAAUUACGUUGGUAACAAGUUUAUAAUAGCAAUAAGGCACCUCAGAAGUUUGUGGUAUAUGGCCAAUAUACCAUGGCUAAGGGCUGUGUCCAGGCACUCCGCGUUGCGUCGUGCAAAGGACAGCCCUUAGCCAUAUACAGUUGAAGUCGGAUGUUUACAUACACCUUAGCCAAAUACAUUUAAUCCUAGUAAAAAUUCCCUGUGUUAGGUCAGUCAGGAUCACCGCUUUAUUUUAAGAAUGGUAAAUGUCAGAAUAAUAGUAGAGAGAAUGAUUUAUUUCAGCUUUUCUUUUUUUCAUCACAUUCCCAGUGGGUCAGAAGUUUGCAUACACUCAAUUAGUAUUUGGUAGCAUUGCCUUUAAAUUGUUUAACUCGGGUCAAACGUUUCGGGUAGCCUUCCACAAGCUUCCCACAAUAAGAUAAGGGUGAAUUUUGGCCCAUUCCUCCUGACUGAGCUGGUGUAACUGAGUCAGGUUUGUAGGCCUCCUUGCUCGCACAUGCUUUUUCAGUUCUGCCCACAAAUAUUCUAUAGGAUUGAGGUUAGGGCUUUGUGAUGGCCACUCCAAUACCUGGACUUUGUUGUCCUUAAGCCAUUUUGCCACAACGUUGGAAGUAUGCCUGGGGUCAUUGUCCAUAUGGAAAACCCAUUUGCGACCAAGCUUUAACUUCCUGUCUGAUGUCUUGAAAUGUUGCUUCAAUAUAUCCACAUAAUUUUCUGUCCUCAUGAUGCCAUCUAUUUUGUGAAGUGCACCAGUCCCUCCUGCAGCAAAGCACCCCCACAACAUGAUGCUGCCACCCCUGUGCUUCACGGUUGGGAUGGUGUUCUUUGACUUGCAGGCCUCCCCCUUUUUCCUCCAAACAUACAGUGAGGGAAAAAAGUAUUUGAUCCCCUGCUGAUUUUGUAUGUUUGCCCACUGACAAAGAAAUGAUCAGUCUAUAAUUUUAAUGGUAGGUUUAUUUGAACAGUGAGAGACAGAAAAUGUUAUAAAUUGAUUUGCAUUUUAAUGAGGGAAAUAAGUAUUUGACCCCUCUGCAAAACAUGACUUAGUACUUGGUGGCAAAACCCUUGUUGGCAAUCACAGAGGUCAGACGUUUCUUGUAGUUGGCCACCAGGUUUGCACACAUCUCAGGUUGGAUUUUGUCCCAGUCCUCUUUGCAGAUCUUCUCCAAGUCAUUAAGGUUUUGAGGCUGAUGUUUGGCAACUCGAACCUUCAGCUCCCUCCACAGAUUUUCUAUGGGAUUAAGGUCUGGAGACUGGCUAGGCCACUCCAGGACCUUAAUGUGCUUCUUCUUGAGCCACUCCUUUGUUGCCUUGGCCGUGUGUUUUGGGUCAUUGUCAUGCUGGAAUACCCAUCCACGACCCAUUUUCAAUGCCUUGGCUGAGGGAAGGAGGUUCUCACCCAAGAUUUGACGGUACAUGGCCCCGUCCAUUUGAUGCGGUGAAGUUGUCCUGUCCCCUUAGCAGUAAAACACCCCCAAAGCAUAAUGUUUCCAGCUCUAUGUUUGACAGUGGGGAUGGUGUUCUUGGGGUCAUAGGCAGCAUUCCUCCUCCUCCAAACACGGCGAGUUGAGUUGAUGUCAAAGAGCUCCAUUUGGGUCUCAUCUGACCACAACACUUUCACCCAGUUCUCCUCUGAAUAAUUUUGAUGUUCAUUGGCAAACUUCAGAUGGGCAUGUAUAUGUGCUUUCUUGAGCAGGGGGACCUUGCGGGUGCUGCAGGAUUUCAGUCCUUCACAGCGUAGUGUGUUACCAAUUGUUUUCUUGGUGACUAUGGUCCCAGCUGCUUUGAGAUCAUUGACAAGAUCCUCCCGUGUAGUUCUGGGCUGAUUCCUCACCGUUCUCAUGAUCAUUGCAGCUACACGAGGUGAGAUCUUGCAUGGAGCCCCAGGCCGAGGGAGAUUGACAGUUCUUUUGUGUUUCUUCCAUUUGUGAAUAAUCACAUCAACUGUUGUCACCUUCUCACCAAGCAGCUUGGUGAUGGUCUUGUAGCCCAUUCCAGCCUUGUGUAGGUCUACAAUCUUGUCCCUGACAUCCUUGGAGAGCUCUUUGGUCUUGGCCAUGGUGAAGAGUUUGGAAUCUGAUUGAUUGAUUGAUUGCUUCUAUGGAUAGGUGUCUUUUAUACAGGUAACAAGCUGAGAUUAGGAGCACUCCCUUUAAGAGUGUGCUCCUAAUCUCAGCUCGUUACCUGUAUAAAAGACACCUGGGAGCCAGAAAUCUUUCUGAUUGAGAGGGGAUCAAAUACUUAUUUCCCUCAUUAAAAUGCAAAUCAAUUCAAAACAUUUUUGACAUGGGUUUUUCUGGAUUUUUGUGUUAUUCUGUCUCUCACUGUUCAAAUAAACCUACCAUUAAAAUUAUAGACCGAUCAUUUCUAUGUCAGUGGGCAAACGUACAAAAUCAGCAGGGGAUCAAAUACUUUUUUCCCUCACUGUAACAUUAUGGCCAAACAGCUCUAUUUUUGUUUCAUCAGACCAGAGGACAUUUCUCCAAAAAGUAUGAUCUUGGUCCCCGUAUGCAGUUGCAAACCGUAGUCGUUUUUUUAAAAAUGGCAGUUUGGAGCAGUGGCUUCUUCCUUGCUGAGUGGCCUUUCAGGUUAUGUCGAUAUAGGACUCGUUUUACUGUGGAUAUAGAUACAUGUUUCCUCCAGCAUCUUCACAAGGUCCGUUGCUGUUGUUCUGGGAUUGAUUUGCACUUUUCAUACCAAAGUUCGUUAAUCUCUAGGAGACAGAACGCGUCUCCUUCCUGAGCGGUACGACGGCUUUGUGGUCCCAUGGUGUUUAUACUUGCGUACUAUUGUUUGUACAGAUGAACGUGGCACCUUCAGGAGUUUGGAAAUUGCUCCCUAGUCUGAACCAGACGCGUGGAGGUCUACACUUUGUUUCUGAGGUCUUGGCUGAUUUUCUUUUGAUUUUCCUAUGAUGUCAAGCAAAGAGGCACUGAGUUUGAAGGUAGGCCUUGAAAUACAUCCACAGGUACAGCUCCAAUUGACUCAAAUGAUCAGAAGCUUCUAAAGCCAUGACAUAAUUUUCUGGAAUUUUCCAAGCUGUUUAAAGGCACAGUCAACUUCUGACCCACUGAAAUUGUGAUACAGUGAAUUAUACGUUAAAUAAUCUGUCUGUAAACAAUUGUUGUAAAAAUGUGUCAUGCACAAAGUAGAUGUCUUAACCGACUUGCCAAAACUCUAGUUUGUUAACAAGACAUUUGUGGAGUGGUUGACAAACAAGUUUUUUUAUAACUACAACCUAAGUGUAUGUAAACUUCCAACUUCAACUGUACCACACCCCCUCGGGCCUUAUUACUACAUUUUACCCCAACAUUGUGUUAAAUACAUGUAUAAACAAUAGCAUAAAUGUAGGUUAAUUUUGAUGGGCAACAAUGAGGAGAUUGGGAAGGGGUGGUUGUGUGUGUGUGUGGUGUUUCCAAUGUUUUGGUCAAAUUCCAUUGAUCUCUUUGCCACAUCUAUACAGCAUUGAAAAACUUUGGUGCUACGAACCAGUCUUUAUUAAAGCAACACCAUCAAUAUACCUGAAUCAACAAAACCAACCACAGGCGGAGGCUGAGGCAAUGUCUCUUUUUUUCUUCGGACAUUGACACAAUGGAGAAAAGCCGUUUAAGAAGCAUCUUAUUUAAGCAAGGAACAUGCAUGCACAAUACACAAACAAACCUCUGGCCAACAAUAGGAAGAGACUCCUAAAGAAAGAGACUUGGACUGUUUCCGAGUUGCAUAUUGUUUCUAGUUUUUAUUUAUUAUAUUCACCCUAUAUGUCUUUAAUACCAUAUCGAUAUACACAGUGUGUCUCCUGGACUCCAGCGUCCUCAUGCUGCCAGUUUGGUUUAACUCCUGAUAGAUCCAUGUUCCCCAACUCCCACCCUGGGUUAUGCAGGUGGGUUGUAUCCUCCCUGCAUCAUGACACAGUCUACAGUCUCCAGAACCACACACAUACAGCCAAAAUAGAAUUAUAGCAGUGCUUCAGCAGCUGCAACACUCAAGUCUGUAUACCAAUUGCGCUUUGAUUACAGUUGAGAUCCCAAUCAUUGUCUGUUUUAUCAUACAGAACAUGUUACAUUAUAGUCCACUGUAAUCAUUGCCUAUACAACAAAGUAUAUUUAUGUAUAUCA